GCGGCAGGGGCGGAGGAGGAGGAGGGGGCGGGGCUGAGGCCGAGGCGAAUAUCUGGGCAGAAGGCCCCGCCUGGUGGCCAGAGGUUGGUUUCAGGUCCCAGUAGGUGAGCUGUCAGCUGUUCCUGCCACCUGCUCCCCGACGUGAUCUGUCCCGGGUGUCUUUGCUACUUUGAGGCCAGCUGUACGGAAUUGACUUCUCGGGGUUUGCCUACGUGUGUUCGGUGAACAUCUCUUCCUGUUCCUCUCGGCUGUCUCGGUCUCCCCAACUCUGGUGCCGAUUAUUCUGCGGGGCGUCGGUGCCCGAGACCCGAGGACUCACCCCGCUCCCCGUGGAACAGGGCCUCGUGCCUAGAUCAGCCUUGAGGGACACAAGGGACGCUGGGGACCCGGAGGCCCGCGCAGAAGUCAUGGAAGAGGUGACAUCGUGCUCCUUCAACAGCCCUCUGUUCCAGCAGGAAGACAGGAAUGGGGUUACUUACCGGAUCCCAGCCCUACUGUAUGUGCCCCCUACCCGCACCUUCCUGGCCUUUGCAGAGAAGCGUUCCACAGGCAGGGAUGAGGAUGCUCUCCACCUGGUGCUGAGGCGAGGGUUGAGGACUGGACACUCAGUACAGUGGGAACCCAUGAAGCCACUGAUGGAAGCCACGUUACCUGGGCAUCGGACCAUGAACCCCUGUCCUGUGUGGGAGCAGAAGAAUGGCUGUGUGUACCUGUUUUUCAUCUGUGUCCUGGACCAUGUCACUGAGCGUCACCAAAUUAGGACAGGCAGGAAUGCUGCCCGCCUUUGCCUCAUCUGCAGUCAGGAUGUUGGGCGCUCGUGGAGUGAAGUGAGAGACUUGACUGAGGAGGUCAUUGGUCCAGAGAUAAAGCACUGGGCCACAUUUGCUGUGGGCCCUGGGCAUGGCAUCCAGCUGAAGUCGGGGAGGCUGGUCAUCCCUGCGUAUGCCUACUGCUUCUCUCAUCGGCUCUUUUGCUUCUCGCUGGCAUGCAUGGUCAGACCCCAUUCUCUGAUGAUCUACAGUGAUGACUUAGGGGUCACAUGGCACCAUGGCAGGCUCAUUCAGUCCCUGACAACAGUGGAGUGCCAAGUGGCAGAAGUGACCAAGACAGCUGGUCACUCUGUGCUCUAUUGCAGUGCUCGGACACCAAACAGGUGUCGGGCAGAGGCUCUUAGCAGUGAUUGUGGUGAAUACUUUGAGGCACAGGCCCUGAGCCGACAGCUUUGUGAGCCCCCACAUGGCUGCCAAGGCAGUGUAGUGAGUUUCCGACCCCUGGUGAUACCAAAUAGAAGUCAGAACUUUAGUGACAAAAAUGCUCCUUCCAUUGAGCAGAACCCUCUGCUGGACAGUUCAUUGAAACUGGAGGAAGGAGCUGGAACACCAUCAGAAACAUGGCUCUUAUACUCACACCCAACCAAUAAGAAAAGGAGAGUUGACCUUGGCAUCUACCUCAACCAGAAUCCCCUGGAUACUAACUGUUGGUCUCACCCCUGGGUCGUAUACUGUGGGCCUUCUGGCUACUCUGAUCUGGCUGCUGUGGGGCAAGAAGGCUUGUUUGGAUGUUUGUUUGAGUGUGGGACCAAGUAUCAAUAUGAGCAGAUUGCUUUCCGCCUAUUUACAGACCAAGAGAUCCUGAGCUCUGUGAAGGGUGACUGACCAGCCUUCAUAUGAACUUGAGCCAAUUCAAGAUUAAAUAACUGGCUGAGGGACCCAACUUUCCAUAGAAAAGAUAGCAGGUUACUGAUGUCUAUAGAGAAUGCAAAAAUUUAAUGUUUUGUUUCCUAACAUUUGUCACUUGUUCAAAGAGCACAAUAAAAAAUUUGUCACAGCUA
Messenger RNA from Cavia porcellus (domestic guinea pig), 1831 nucleotides. It is a transcript of the gene Neu3, whose product is annotated as neuraminidase 3. The record is from RefSeq and is a predicted model, not a curated record. NCBI's taxonomy places the organism in Eukaryota, Metazoa, Chordata, Mammalia, Rodentia, Caviidae. The transcript has 3 exons. Gene Ontology annotation, molecular function: exo-alpha-sialidase activity. Gene Ontology annotation, biological process: ganglioside catabolic process; oligosaccharide catabolic process. Bases 408 to 1655 code for a protein of 415 amino acids. Gene Ontology annotation, cellular component: membrane; cytoplasm; intracellular membrane-bounded organelle.